AUGGCCUGGCUACGGCCGCCCCGUCUUUCGUCCCUGGUGCGCCAGCUGGGUUUUCUAGCUCUGGCGAGCGCUGCUACGGUUAAGUAUGACUUUGAGAUCGGCUGGGUCACGGCCAAUCCCGAUGGCAUGGCAGAGAGGUCGACGAUUGGCAUCAACGGCCAGUGGCCCUUGCCCAGAAUCGAGGCAAACGUCGGCGACCAGAUCAUCGUCAACGUGCUCAACUCGCUGGGCGACCAGUCCACGUCGCUUCACUUUCACGGCCUGUUCAUGAACGGGUCCAACCACAUGGACGGCCCAAGCCAGGCCACCCAGUGUCCCAUUUCACCGGGGUCUCGCUUUACCUACAACUUUACGAUCGACCAGCCGGGCACGUACUGGUAUCAUUCGCACGACCAUGGCCAGUAUCCCGACGGCCUGAGGGGGCCGCUUAUCAUCCAUGACCCCGACUCGCCCUUCAAGGACGACUACGACGAAGAGCUGGUUUUGACCGUCUCGGACUGGUACCACGAUCAGAUGCCCGGACUUCUUGACUUCUUUAUUAGCAAAGCCAAUCCCACCGGAGCCGAGCCGGUGCCUAACUCGGCCCUGCUCAACGACACGCAGAACUUGAAGAUCUCGGUCGAGCCCGGGAAGAGGUACCUGUUCCGCGUCAUCAACGUAGGAGCCUUUGCCGGCCAGUACCUCUGGUUUGAGGGCCACAACAUGACCAUCAUCGAGGUCGACGGCGUCUACCACCAGCAAGCCGAAGCCACCAUGAUCUACCUCUCGGCCGCGCAGCGCUGCAGCUUCAUCAUCACGGCAAAGAACGACACCUCGGAGAACUUCCCCAUCGUUUCCAGCAUGGACACGUCUCUGUUUGACAAGCUCCCGGACGACCUGAACUGGAAUGUGACUGGAUGGCUCACAUACGACUCAACAAAGCCAUUUCCCGACCCGGCCGUGGUUGACGGAGACUACGAACCCUUUGACGACUGGACCCUCGUGCCCUGGGACAACCAGACCAUCUACGGCGAGCCCGACCAAAGCAUCUCGCUGGACGUCAUCAUGGACAAUCUCGACGACGGCGCCAACUAUGCCUUCUUCAAUGACAUCACUUACAGAGCCCCCAAGGUCCCCACGCUGUAUACGGCCUUGAGCGCGGGCGAGCUGGCAACCGAUGCGACUGUCUACGGCAAGUACACGCACCCAUUUGUGCUGGAGAAGGGCCAGGUGGUCGAGAUUGUAGUGAACAAUAUCGAUCCCGGCAAGCACCCGUUUCAUCUGCACGGUCACAACUUCCAGGCCGUCUGGCGCUCCGAGGAAGAGGCUGGCACGUUUCAAGAUUCGGGCGUUACCUCGGCCAACUUCUCAGAGGUCCCCAUGCGGCGCGACACGUUCGUCCUGUACCCCAACGGCAACAUUGUCUUGCGUUUCUUAGCUUAUAACCCGGGUGUCUGGCUCUUCCACUGCCACAUCGAGUGGCACGUCCAAUCAGGCCUCAUGGCCACCUUUGUUGAGGCGCCCCUCGACCUGCAAAAGUCUCUCGUUAUUCCCCAGAACCACAAGGACGCCUGCGCUGCUGCCGGUGUUCCCACUGUCGGCAACGCAGCUGGCAACUCGGCCAACUAUCUCGAUCUGUCGGGACAGAACGUCCCGCCGGGCUUGAUACCUGAGGGGUUUACCACACGCGGCAUCGUCGCUCUCGUAUUCAGCAUCAUCAGCGGUCUGCUUGGUGUGGCCGUCAUUGCCUGGUACGGCUUCGUCGGCAUGGCUGACCAGCCAGCUGUCGAGCCUGCGGGUGCUGGCGUCGUCUCACCUGCGGAUCCACCUGUGGUCGUGGCCGAGCCCAAAGGUCCGACACCUACAGAGGUCUCGUUGGUGGAUGGUGCUGGCGGAGGAGGAACAAGAACAUAA
Messenger RNA from Lasiosphaeria miniovina, 1893 nucleotides. RefSeq names its product Cupredoxin. Gene Ontology annotation, biological process: reductive iron assimilation; cellular response to iron ion starvation. The transcript has 5 exons. NCBI's taxonomy places the organism in Eukaryota, Fungi, Ascomycota, Sordariomycetes, Sordariales, Lasiosphaeriaceae. The record is from RefSeq and is a predicted model, not a curated record. Gene Ontology annotation, molecular function: copper ion binding; ferroxidase activity. Gene Ontology annotation, cellular component: high-affinity iron permease complex. The coding region runs from base 1 to 1893 and encodes 630 amino acids.